AUGAGAGGGGGUUUUUCAGCGAUUGCGUUCAACAUAAAUGGUGUGAAGAAGCUUCCCUAUGAGUUUGCAUAUUGCGAUAAUAAGGAUUUGAUUCCUAAUUCAGCAAAUACAACCGAGGAGGCUCACGAUAACUUCCAAGUAUAUUUAUCGCGUGCAGCGAAAGAAGCUGCUGUUUCCGAAGGCAUCACGAGGUCGACCAACGAUACAUCCGUUAACCUCUCUUAUAGCCCGAUUAAAUGCUGUGAUGGUCAGAAACAACUCUGUCAUGGAACUAAUGAAAUUGUUCAAGUGUAUGAUCCAAAAGAACGCUUAUUUUUAAGCGUUACACUAAAUGGUGUUUUUGGCACUAUUACAAUGAAUGUCGUGGGUGGAGACGUGAACGACGAUAAGUGGGAUGGAAUGCUGAAGAAAACAGAAGAGAAUUUGAAGAGCAGUAAGUACGGUUUCGUCCUCGACACAGUCGUUCUUACGCGCAAUAAGACUUUGGAAAGCAACUAA
This is a messenger RNA of Strongylus vulgaris, 498 nucleotides long. The record is from the annotation of a GenBank genome assembly. Lineage: Eukaryota; Metazoa; Nematoda; Chromadorea; Rhabditida; Strongylidae.